Molecule: messenger RNA, 549 nt
Organism: Cannabis sativa
Lineage: Eukaryota; Viridiplantae; Streptophyta; Magnoliopsida; Rosales; Cannabaceae
Exons: 1
Coding region: 1-549 (182 amino acids)
Source: RefSeq, a predicted model, not a curated record
AUGACGGUUAUGAGAGUCAGCAAUGAUGCCAAGUGUUUAUGCUUUCCACUAACGUUGAGUGGUUCCGCUGAAGAAUGGUUCAAAAAGUUGGAACUAGGAUCUGUGGAUUGCUGGAACAAGUUGCAAGUUAGUUUCCGGAGACAGUUUGUCGCAGCGAGAAAGAUUAAUCUCGAAGUCAGUGCCUUGACUAACAUCAAGCAACUACCCGCAAAAACAUUGAAAAAUUUCAUAAAGAGGUUCAAGGAAGAAGCCUCAAAAACUAAGAAAGUUGAUGACAGACAACAGCUUGCACUUCUUCAAGCUGGAAUCCGUACAGGAACCCCAUUCUGGAAUGAAUUGCAACAAGAAGGAGCUGCUAACCUCCAGGAUUUUCAGAAGAGAGUCCCAAAGUACAUCAACUUGGAAGAAGCCCAAAUAGUGGCCUACGGAGGAUACUACCCAACUGGAGUGGCAGGAUAUGUACCCGGAGUUCAACUCUCAGGAACCCUACCUCAGGCUACUCCACAAAUAAGCGGUAUACAGUUCUCCGCUACCCCAGGAUACAAUUAG